Molecule: messenger RNA, 966 nt
Organism: Miscanthus lutarioriparius
Lineage: Eukaryota; Viridiplantae; Streptophyta; Magnoliopsida; Poales; Poaceae
Source: the annotation of a GenBank genome assembly
AUGGCCAAUCCGAGCUUCCUCGUCGGGAUCCUAGGGAACGUGAUCUCCAUCCUCGUCUUCGCGUCUCCGAUCGCGACGUUCCGGCGGAUCGUGCGGAACAAGAGCACGGAGGACUUCAGGUGGCUGCCGUACGUCACCACCCUGCUCAGCACCAGCCUCUGGACCUUCUACGGCCUCCUCAAGCCCCACGGCCUCCUCGUCGUCACCGUCAACGGCGCCGGCGCCGCGCUCGAGGCCGUCUACGUCGCGCUCUACCUCAUCUACGCGCCCAGGGAGACCAAGGCGAAGAUGGGCAAGCUGGUGCUGGCCGUGAACGUCGGCUUCCUUGCCGCGGUCGUCGCGGUGGCGCUGCUGGCGCUGCACGGCGGCGCCCGGCUGUUCGCGGUGGGGCUGCUCUGCGCCGCGCUCACCAUUGGGAUGUACGCGGCACCGCUGGGCUCAAUGCGGACGGUGGUGAAGACCCGGAGCGUGGAGUACAUGCCCUUCUCCCUCUCCUUCUUCCUCUUCCUCAACGGCGGCGUCUGGAGCGUCUACUCCCUACUCGUCAAGGACUACUUCAUCGGGGUGCGUAGCACGCAUCCCCAACGCCAUCGGCUUCGUCCUGGGCACGGCGCAGCUGGUCCUGUACCUGGCGUACCGGAAGGCGGCGCCGGCAAGGACGACGACGACGAGGAGGCUGCUGCGGCAUCCGGGGACGAGGAGGAAGGGCUGGCGCACCUGAUGGGGCCGCCGCAGGUGGAGAUGAUGGCGCAGCAGCAGCGCGGCCGGCUGCGGCUGCACAAGGGGCAAAGCCUGCCCAAGCCGCCGACGGGCGGGCCGCUGUCGUCGCCGCGCCACGGGUUUGGGAGCAUCAUCAAGUCCCUGUCCGCCACCCCCGUCGAGCUGCACUCCGUCCUGUACCAGCACGGCCUCGGGCGCGGCCGGUUCGAGCCCGUCAAGAAGGACGACGCGGACGCGAACCACUGA